AUGGAUAAUUACGAUAACUACGAGGUUAACGUAGAUUACCUCUCCGCUGGUGCCAACAGGCACACGGCCGUGGCAGAUUGGAACCAAGAUGGGAUCGUAGCUUUCGGAGCUGACUCAUAUAUCGCUCUCUGGCGACCUCAUGACUCUCAACCCAGGGGUAUAACCACACUCGUCUCCGGACACAGUGGUGUUGUUAAGUCUGUCAGGUUUCUCCCCAAAUUCCACGGAGAGUCUAAGACAUAUCUGCUCAGCGGUGCCGAUGACCAGACACUAAAAGUCUGGGAAAUCUCAUCCAACGACUCUGAUAUCACCACAGUGUCUUGCAUCCAGACUGUACAGGCUCACGCUGCCGCAAUUAACUUUAUAGCGGCUUGUCAUGAGGGAGCAUCGGCGACUUCUACGUCGAGAAUAUUUGCUACAGGAGCAGCAGAUGCCUCGAUAAAAGUAUGGGCUCUGGAAGAAAGCCAUGUCCGCUUACUACAAACGAUUAAGAUUUCUCCGAAGUUCUUUCCUCUCUCAAUAGCUCUCAGUACACUCAGACGGGAUGGUGAAGCUCUGGUCAUGGCUGUAGCGGGAACUAGAGAUAUCGUCCAAAUCUUGGUGGCGGAUUCUAGAAAUAACCCCGAGUUCCAGCUCCAGGCAACUUUGUCAGGCCAUGAAGGUUGGAUUCGGUCGUUAGAUUUCACAUGGGAGGGGACUAGUCCCGAUAGCGACCUGAUAUUGGCCUCUGCGAGCCAGGAUAAGUAUGUUCGUCUUUGGAGGUUCCACCAGGGUGCAGAGCUGCCCGCUGCAACUGCAAACGGAGCUGACCCGUCUAUGGGUGCAUUCAUGCCAGGUAAAUCUCCUUCGAACAAGGCCCAUCGACUGAAAACUGUAGAAAAGGAAUACUCUAUUACGUUCGAGGCUCUAUUGUUAGGCCACGACGAUUGGAUUUAUAGCGCGAGAUGGUACUCAGAUAUAUCUACCGGGAAGCUUCAGCUCCUUUCUACUUCUGCAGAUAAUACGCUAGCUAUAUGGGAGGCAGACCUUUCAUCGGGGAUCUGGGUGACGACUGUCCGGCUCGGUGAAAUCAGCAGGGAACAGGGUGCCACAACAGCCACGGGCAGCACAGGUGGUUUCUGGACGGGACUUUGGUCCCCGGAUGGAACUUCAGUGGUAUGCCUCGGGAGGACCGGUAGUUGGAGGAUGUGGAAUUACAAUAAGGAACAAGAUCAGUGGAUCCCACACAUUGGCAUCACUGGCCACACAAGAGCCGUCACCGGUAUAGCGUGGUCGAAGAAUGGCGACUACCUCCUUUCUACGAGCUCAGACCAGACGACACGGUUGCACGCGAGCUGGAACAACGGACCUGAUAAGAAGACGUGGCACGAGAUGGCUCGGCCGCAGAUCCACGGCUAUGACCUCAACUGUAUCGACUCGCUCGGGAAUUCCAAGUUUGUCUCCGGGGCCGACGAGAAGCUGAUGCGUGUGUUUGAGGAGCCGAAGGCGGUGGCAAAGCUGCUGAGUAGGUUGUGUGAUAUCGGCAACGAAGACGUCGAGACUAUGCCCGACGCUGCCAACAUGCCGGUUCUCGGCCUCUCAAACAAGGCAAUCGAAGCUGUCGACGACGAUCUCGAAGUCCAAGCAGCCAAUCCCGAGGCGGACCGAGACGCCUUAGAUCCGGGUUCGACCGUCCGCAAAUCCGUGUUGGACAUCGACCACCCGCCAUUCGAGGACAGUCUCUCUCGGCACACUCUUUGGCCUGAAAUUGAAAAGCUCUACGGACACGGCUACGAGAUUUCAUGUUUGGCUGUAAGUCACGAUGGAACUUUAAUCGCUAGCGCUUGUAAAGCAAGCUCAAUCAACCACGCUGUCAUCCGUUUGUUCGAGACGGAGAAGUGGACUGAGGUGAAGCCACCACUAACGGCUCACUCCCUAACUACGACACGCCUACGGUUCUCUCCCGAUGACAGGUAUCUCCUGAGCGUUGGACGAGAUCGACAAUGGGCGGUUUUCGAGAGGGACAACGAUAACAAGCAGAAUUACAAGCUUCUGCAGUCUAACCCCAAGGGACACUCGAGGAUGAUCUUGGAUGCAGCAUGGGCUCCUUCGACCAGUUCAUUUGUGUUUGCCACCGCGGGUCGAGACAAACAGGUGAAAAUAUGGCGACAAGCAUCGCCCGACUCUGCGGACUUAGGCAUCACCUGCGUAACUACCAUACCAGAAACUCAUCCGGUCACGGCUAUCGAUUUUCUACAUCGUGACACCGAGAACAAUAGCUUUCUCCUCGCUGUAGGCACGGAGAAUGGAACCGUUUCAAUAUAUUCGAUCGACGCGACAUCUCUCAGUGUAUCUUCAAAAUUAAAUUUAAAGCCAGAGUAA
Daldinia caldariorum is the source of this 2361-nucleotide messenger RNA. Its product is annotated as WD40 repeat-like protein. Gene Ontology annotation, cellular component: elongator holoenzyme complex. Gene Ontology annotation, molecular function: protein binding. Gene Ontology annotation, biological process: tRNA wobble uridine modification. The coding region runs from base 1 to 2361 and encodes 786 amino acids. The transcript has 2 exons. NCBI's taxonomy places the organism in Eukaryota, Fungi, Ascomycota, Sordariomycetes, Xylariales, Hypoxylaceae. The record is from RefSeq and is a predicted model, not a curated record.